Mauremys mutica (yellowpond turtle) is the source of this 3662-nucleotide messenger RNA. It is a transcript of the gene WDR25, whose product is annotated as WD repeat domain 25. The transcript has 8 exons. Gene Ontology annotation, molecular function: protein binding. Bases 348 to 1823 code for a protein of 491 amino acids. The record is from RefSeq and is a predicted model, not a curated record. Lineage: Eukaryota; Metazoa; Chordata; Testudines; Geoemydidae.
GGGUGUGUUGCCGGGAAAGGGCCUGGUGGGUUUCUUCCCUGCAGAGGUCUUCAAACUGCGAAGUGUGUUCCCCUAGAGGGGAACAGAGGAAUGUUCAGCAGUGACACCAGAUGGGGCUCCCCCCUCUCACCUCAGUAGGCCACCCAGUCUGUGGGUCAGUGUCAACAUCUGCAGCAGCUGUGCUGAUUUCCACUCCCAGCACCCUCCGCACCCAGUGCUGGCUCCACUUUCAGAGAUGAUCACACGUGCCUUCCCCCACUCAGAAAACUGAGAGGGAAGGGGCAGAUUUUCAUCAUUUUGGAGGAUUUCAGCACAGAGAUUAUUGGACUUUGCCAUAUCUGACCAGGAUGAAUUCAUCAUUGGUUGCUUAUGAUGAUUCAGAUUCUGACACAGAGACUGGAAAGGCUGAAAAUCUCAAUCUUUCUAGCAAAGAAACCAGACUUGCAAGUUCUGCUGUGAAUCCUAUUCAGUUUUUUGCACCCGGUGGAUUAGGCACAAAAUCUACAUACAAAAUGCAGACUGUUGAGAAUACUGCCAGUACUGGCACAAACAUUAUUUGUGAAGGUGCUCCUGCAUAUAAGGUACAGGCUAAUAACAGGGAUUUGGCAGCUGUUUAUCCCUGGAAAGAAUAUUCUAACCAGGCUCAAACGCUUUCUGGAAAUGGAAGUUUCUCUCAGAAGAGAGUACGUCAGGACAAGAUUAUUACCAUAAAGGGAAUUAGACCAUAUAUCCCUAAAAGACUUCGACAAGAAAAAACUUCUAAAGUGUAUGAAAAAAAAGAAUCUGAAGAACAGAGAGAGAGUUGUGCAAUACCAGGAGAGCAAAUUUCCACAGAGGUUUCUGAAUUUAUUAAGCCAUAUUUAGGGUCUAAGUACAAAUCAACUGAAAUCCCAAGGAACUUGGUGUUUCAGAUGUCCAAACACAGUGGUCCAGUUAAUAAAGUCCAGUGGUGUCCUGUACAAGCAUGGAGCCAUAUGCUUCUUUCCACUUCCAUGGAUAAAACUUUCAAGAUAUGGAACGCUGUAGAUACAGGCUGUUGUUUAAAAACAUACUCCUGUCACAGCUGUGCUGUUCGAACUGCUCAGUGGUCUUUAUGUGGAAGAAGAAUUCUCAGUGGAGGCUUUGAUUCUAUGCUUCAUUUAACAGAUGUUGAAACAGGGACACAGGUAUUUAGCAGCAAAAAUGAAUUUAGAAUCAGCACACUGAAGUUUCAUCUUUCUGACCCUAAUAUUUUUAUUUGUGGAGGAUUCAGCCCAGAAGUUAAAGCCUGGGAUAUAAGGAAUUGUAAGGUGAUAAAAGUCUACAAAGCAGCAGUACAACAGACCUUGGAUGUCCUCUUCCUUCCUGAAGGAAAAGAAUUUCUUACAAGCACGGAUGCAGUAAGCCGGGACUCAGCUGACCGAACAAUCAUUGCAUGGGAUUUCGACAGUGCUGCAAAAAUUUCCAAUCAGAUUUUUCAUGAGCGUUAUACCUGUCCGAGUCUGACUCUGCACCCUAGAGAACCUGCAUUUGUUGCUCAAACAAAUGGAAACUACAUGGCAUUGUUUUCUACCCAACGACCAUAUAGAAUCAACAAAAAGAAAAGAUAUGAAGGGCAUAAGGUGGAAGGAUUUGCAGUGGGCUGUGAAUUUUCCCCAGAUGGAACACUUCUAGUGACGGGAAGUUCAGAGGGCAAAAUAUUUUUCUAUAACUAUCACACUGCUAGAAUCAUUCACACUUUGUCUGCACAUAACCAGGCUUGUGUGAGUGCAACUUUUCACCCAGUCUUGCCGUCACUUCUUGCAACGUGUGACUGGGCUGGAGAUAUCAAGAUCUGGCAAUAAUAAAACAGUGUUCCCUUUCAGAGUGAGUACAGUUAGUCCACACUGAAGACAUGGGUGCUGGUGUUUCAUCAUAAAUAAACCAGUGUAUGUAAUUUGAAUUUUUCUUACGAAUAUGAGGGAGUCUUAUCAUUUUGUAUAUUCCAUCCAAGCCUUCUAAAAGUAGGAUUUUCAAAAGUCCUUAAGGCUGGUCUAAGUCUUGAAGUCAAUGAUAGGCUGACACUGAGUGUUUUUGAAAAUAUCAUCUAAGCUUUAAGCUUAAAUUUGUUGUUUAUCAUUUGAUGCCUAAUGGGGGUAAAAAGAUGCGUAGUGGUAAAUAUUAAAUUAUAUCACAAAUUAAAAAAGCUAACAUUUCCACAUGACUGCAGGUCUCUGCACAUCCAACUCCUUGCUGCUCUUAGGCAGCUUAACACUGGGGUCAGUGUUCAAGUUGGUAUAAUAAUAAUUUACAUUUAUAACAUCAUUUUUCAAUCCAAAAGAUCUCUACUUCCAUGCAGUUCAGGAUCACCAUGCGGUAGAAAUCUUCUUCUAAAGUGCAAAGAAAAAGGAUCUCCUUUUCUACAGACCUUUGUUAAUUCUUUAAGAUACAUAUCACCAGUUUUAUGGUGGUUCUUCUUCUUCAACUGAUGUAAAUUGUCAUAGUACCAUUGAAGCCAAUAGAGCUAUAACAAUUUAGACCAGCUAAAGAUCUCCCCCAAAUAUUUUUACGUAGUCGUGUGUGUAUGAGAGAGAGAAAGAAAAUUCAUCUUGUGCCUUUUAGUAUCAACCUUAACUCUGACUCACAAGAUAUACUAACUCUUUAAACAUAUACAUAGAUUAUUUAGAAGUUGUCCUUAUAUUGUGAUGAUUAUGUUGAAAAGAUAAAUAUGUCUUGUAUGUCGGAGUUAAGACUGCUACUAGAAUGUGUGAGAUGAAUUUUCACAUAUCAAUAUUGUGGUUAAUUGAUUUUAAUGAACUGCAGUGUUACAGAAUAUUUAUAUCCAUUUUAACUGAAUAUUUCCAGAUUUUUUUAACUAGUCUUUUUUAUGACAAUGCUGUAGUUUGCAGAUGUGUUAUUCUGUGAUCUAACUCUAAAUUAAGGAAGCAUUUUGUUUGAGAAUAUCAACUAGAAAAGAAGAGAGCAUGUACCACAGAAAUGAAAGGGGGAAUUCCUUUUCGAAGGAGACAAAGACCUGAAUUUCAAACAUGUGGUGAUUAGAACUGUAGGGUAGUUAAGCCACAUAACCACAUUUUGCUAUUGACCAACUAGAAAGUAAAAGGAGGUGGGAAGGGGAGCAUCCCAUUACUUUUUGCCUCUAAUUUGUUUGCUACCAUCAUUGGCAUACCAAAGCUAGUUCUCUCCCUAUUAAUUCCAUUAUAGUAUUUCAGUCUAUGCCAAAGAACUUUAUUCAGAUACUGGUAAUAGUAUAGCUCCAUAUUAACCCAUGUAUAUGGCUAUAUCAUAGAAUCAUAGAAAUGUCGGGCUGGAAGGGAUCUUGAGAGGUCACCUAGUCCAGCCCCCUUUGCGCUGAGGCGGGACCAAGAAAACCGUUUCUGGCAGAUGUUUGUCUAAGCUGGUUUUAAACUCCUCUAAUAACGGGUAUUCCACAGCUUCCCUUGAAGCCUAUUCUAGUGCUUAACUACCCUGACAGUUAGUUAGAAAGCUUUUUCUAAUAUCUAACCUAAAUCUCCCUUGCUGCAGCUUAAGCCCAUUAUUUCUCUUUUCUUCAGUGGAUGUGGAGAGCAACUGAUCAGUCCCCCUUAUAACAGCCCUUAAUGCUUUUGAAGACUGUUAUCAGGUCCCCCCUCAGUCCUCUUUUCUCAAGACUAAACAUGCCCAGUUUUUUUAACCUUUCGUCAUAG